GCACCACUGCCGAACAACCACCACCACCAGUCCACCACCACCGCACCGAGGCUGGCAAGCCAAGGCGAGGCACCGACGCCCACCGCGAGCCCAAAAUUAACUAGGCGUCCACACAAAUCGCUCCACCUCCCCUCGCUGCUCCGCUUCCCCGAGAUCCGCUCCGCCCGCCCGCUCGCUUCCCUCCGGCCUGUCUACGGCGGCGAAGUUGCCUCGCGCACGAUAUCGCUGCGGCUGCCGGCAAGCAAGCGCGGCCUGAUUGGGUGACCGGUUCUUGGCCGGGUUUGGCUGGCCAUUCGACGGAGGACUGGAAAAGGAGGAGGUGGGGAAGAGGCGAGGUGCCUGAGGAAGGGGUGGGCGACCAGCCGCCAGAUUCGGGCGAGGGAGCGCGUUGGCGCGGCUGGUGAGGUUCGGCUUCUUGGAAGCUCCGAAGGUGGCGGUGGUCGAGAAAGAAAAGGGGGAGGCUUUCUGCGGUGCUGCAUUGGGUGGAGGCGAGGUGGGUGCUUGGAGGAGGUGGUGGAUUUAAAGAGCCUUCAGCUUUGGAUGGUCGCGCCGGCGGCAUAGCUUCUUGGUUCGUGGCGCUCGGUUGGUCCAUGGUCGAUGGGGUGGAAGGUGGCGUCAGGGUGGAAGGUGGCGUCAGGGGGUAAGGCGGCGGCCGUCGGCGGCGAGAAGUUCAGGUUUCCUCCGUCGUCCGCAGCCGCGCGGUCGCGGAUGAAGCUCUGGGUGGUGCGCGCCACCACGACGUUGCUGCUCUGGACCUGCGUCGUGCAGCUCACCGCCGUCGGCGACACCUGGGGCCCGCGGGUGCUCAAGGGCUGGCCCUCCUGCCUCACGGCGCCGGAGGAGGCGGCCGACGCGCUCGCCGGCGCCACGCGGCCGCAACCCGUCGUCGAGAAGGCCGCGCUGCCGCCCAAAAGAAUAUAUAGGAACAACGGUUAUUUGAUGGUUUCGUGCAAUGGUGGGCUUAACCAAAUGCGAGCUGCAAUAUGUGACAUGGUUGUAAUUGCAAGAUAUUUGAAUGUCACUUUAGUUGUACCAGAGUUGGAUAAGACUUCAUUUUGGAAUGAUCCAAGCGAGUUCCAAGAUAUAUUUGAUGUUGAACACUUCAUAUCCUCAUUACGAGACGAAGUUCGCAUUCUGAGAGAACUACCCCCAAGGGUAAAGAAAAGAGUUGAACUUGGGAUGUUUCACUCAAUGCCACCGAUUAGUUGGUCGGAUAUCUCCUAUUACCAUAAGCAGAUUCUUCCUUUGUUUCGGAAGUACAAGGUUCUCCAUUUGAAUAGAACUGAUGCCAGGAUAGCAAACAAUGAUUUGCCAAUAGAGAUUCAGAAACUGCGAUGCCGAGUAAAUUAUGCCUCUCUCAGAUUUACCUCACAAAUUGAAGAGUUGGGCGGUAGAGUAAUUAGAAUACUUCGCCAAAAUGGCCCUUUUUUAGUCCUUCAUUUACGUUAUGAAAUGGAUAUGCUGGCUUUCUCUGGCUGUACACAAGGUUGCAGUCAUGAAGAGGCAGAAGAGCUCACAAGAAUGAGGUAUGCUUAUCCAUGGUGGAAAGAGAAAAUCAUUGACUCAGACUUGAAAAGAAAAGAUGGCCUUUGCCCAUUGACGCCGGAGGAGACUGCUCUUGUCCUCAGAGCAUUGGACAUUGAUAGAAGUAUGCAAAUAUACAUUGCUGCUGGAGAAAUUUAUGGUGGAAAGCGCAGGAUGGCUGCUCUAACUUCAGCAUAUCCGAAUGUGGUAAGGAAGGAAACACUUCUGGAACCUUCUGAUCUGAUGUUCUUCCAGAACCAUUCAUCACAAAUGGCAGCACUGGAUUACUUGGUAUCUUUAGAAAGUGAUAUAUUUGUUCCAACAUACGAUGGCAAUAUGGCUAAAGUAGUUGAGGGUCAUCGGAGAUUCAUGGGUUUCAAGAAGACAAUCUUGUUAGAUCGAAAACUUAUUGUUGAGCUAGUAGAUCGGUAUAACAAUGGUUCUCUCCGCUGGGAUGAGUUCUCUAAAUUGCUCAAGGCUGCCCAUGUGAAGCGGAUGGGAUCAGCUUCGAAGAGGACAGUGAUUCCCGACAGACCCAAGGAAGAGGACUACUUCUAUGCCAAUCCCCAAGAAUGCCUCCAAGAUCGUGAUCCUUUACAGACAUCAUGAUAUCCACUCAUGUCUAUCUUUCAUUCACAUUAUACCAUUCUUUUGCAACUUAAUCUAAAGCUGGCUCAUCGUUAUUUGGGAGCCAGAAAGGCAGAUCGGCUUUGCUCUGAGUCACAGUUACAGUUAAAUGGCUUGUAGACUUAGGAGAAGGGGAAAGGAGGUUGUUGGAUGUAGUUGGUAAAUACACAUUAUAGAAGUGGAGGGGAUUUGUUCAUUCCACCAAAUAAAGAGAUGGUCUUGUAUAGAUGGUGAUAGAAUUUACCACUAAAGAGUAAUGUAAUUUAAGCGAGAACUGAGAGGGGUUGCCAUAUCCGAUCUUUGGUUGUGUAACAUAGCAAUUGUUCCUGAUACCCUCCCCCAUCCUCUCCAAUGGCCAAAUUUUGUCUAGCAAGUUGUUGAAAAAUAUGUAUACUGUUGUUUAUUGUAC
Molecule: messenger RNA, 2560 nt
Organism: Phragmites australis (common reed)
Lineage: Eukaryota; Viridiplantae; Streptophyta; Magnoliopsida; Poales; Poaceae
Product: rhamnogalacturonan I rhamnosyltransferase 1-like
Exons: 8
Coding region: 598-2133 (511 amino acids)
Cellular component (GO): cytoplasm
Source: RefSeq, a predicted model, not a curated record